This is a messenger RNA of Plectropomus leopardus (leopard coralgrouper), 1074 nucleotides long. It is a transcript of the gene calhm1b, whose product is annotated as calcium homeostasis modulator 1b. NCBI's taxonomy places the organism in Eukaryota, Metazoa, Chordata, Actinopteri, Perciformes, Serranidae. Gene Ontology annotation, cellular component: plasma membrane. The record is from RefSeq and is a predicted model, not a curated record. Gene Ontology annotation, molecular function: monoatomic cation channel activity.
AUGGAUAAGUUUCGUAUGAUGUUUCAGUUCCUCCAGUCCAACCAGGAAUCUUUUAUGAAUGGGAUCUGUGGCAUCAUGGCACUGGCAAGUGCACAGAUGUACUCUGCCUUUGAGUUCAACUGCCCCUGUAUGCCAGAAUACAACUACACCUAUGGGGUCGGACUGCUCAUUAUUCCACCUAUAUGGUUCUUUCUGUUGGGUUUUGUAUUGAACAAUAACGUGUCAGUGCUUGCAGAGGAGUGGAAAAGACCUACGGGGAAACGCGGCAAGGACCCAACGAUCCUCCGCUACAUGUUUUGCUCAAUCACGCAGAGAUCCUUGAUAGCACCUGCAGUGUGGGUGUCUGUCACGCUCAUGGAUGGGAAGAGCUUCCUCUGUGCUUUCAGCAUCAACUUGGACAUUGACAGGUUUGGGAAUUACAGCGUGAUGACGGGGAUGUCAGAGACAGAGAAAAUAAAACUGCUGGCAAGGAUUCCAUGCAAAGACCUGUUUAAGCAUGAGGAAAUAAGAGUGGCAGCAUCACGAUACAUCAAGUGUAUAUCACAGGCAUGCGGAUGGAUGUUUUUGCUCAUGAUGACCUUCACGGCUUUUCUGAUCCGAGCUAUUCGACCGUGCUUUUCUCAAGCUGCCUUCCUCAAGACCAAGUACUGGUCUCAUUACGUCGACAUUGAGCGCAAGAUGUUCGAUGAGACCUGUAAGGAGCAUGCAAAGAGUUUCGCAAAAGUUUGCAUCCACCAGUACUUUGAGAACAUCAGCGGGGAGAUGCGCAACUUUCACCACCAUCGCUCAACCGACAGCGACAGUGACGAUGAGGAUAGGAAGAGAAGUGACGAAGACAAACUUCUGGGAAUCAGGGCACAGGAUGAUAUGAAUAAAAUUUUAUGGAACUGGCACACCUGUAAGCCUGCUCUGGCUCUGAGAAAGGACCAAAUGGAUGGUGCAAACAAUGGCAGACUGAAUGGAGAGGCAAACGGAGCGGCGAAUGGAUUUGUAAAGGGACACACCCGUGACGUGGAGAAAAAGGAAUGGGCAGUGUAUUACAAUUGGAGGACAGAGGUAGUGAGGGAGGGCUGA